Messenger RNA from Tetranychus urticae (two-spotted spider mite), 1645 nucleotides. RefSeq lists its product as uncharacterized. Lineage: Eukaryota; Metazoa; Arthropoda; Arachnida; Trombidiformes; Tetranychidae. The record is from RefSeq and is a predicted model, not a curated record.
GAGUGACUACGUAAAUCUCAAACUUAGCAACUAAUUAAACAGUGAUAAUCUGACAAAAAAAGUGAAGCCAAUGGUGAUUAGGAAAACUCAUCGCAUGUCAUUCAACUUAUGCUAAAAUUGAUAUAAUUCAAUCAGUUAAGAGUAUCAGACCAAUUUACGUGAUUUAUCUAAUUCCAACUUUACAUUUUCAAUUUUAGCUAACCAAAGGUCCCAUUACCGUAAAGUUGCCCAUAACAUUUUCAAAUGAUAGCCAUAAACAUUUACAAUGGCUUUGGUCUGUUAACUUGACUAUGUACUGUAUUUAAGGGAUUGGAGAUUAGAUAGUCACUUAAUUGUCUUAUUAAUUGAAACAAUGUUUUACGUGACAAUUAUAAAUUGUCUUUCUCUUGCUAAUCAUAACACAAGUGUCUCACAUAUACAAAAUGUGCAAAGUGCUGUUCAAAGUUUAUUGUCUUUGUCUAUUAAAAGGCUGUAAUGAAAGAUGAUUAGCGGAAAAUGCGAUAAGCAAAAAAUGCACCAGAUACAUGAUAAGAAAAAUGUUAUAAAGCUAAUUGUACCCACUGGACUGAUUGCUAAAUCAUUGCUUAUGGACAGUAAAAUCUACUUGAUUGUCAAUUUAUUCAUUGGAUUCGUAUUUGUUUUCAAAGGUUUAUUUGUGAUUUAUGCUGCAUUCAAUAUUGAAUCGUCUGAAGAAAUCUUAAUCAGUCGCAUUGAGGAUUUAUUUAACCGAAUAAACGAUAUAUUGCUUGGCGUUUGUGUCAUCUAUUUCAGGAUAAACCGUUCAAAGUAUCAACGUUCCUUUUCAAGUCUUUCUCAAAUUUUGGUUACUGACAAUACUGUUGCUGAUCAAUAUGUUUCUCAUCAUCGUAAAAUUUUCCGAUACAUUUAUUUGUUUGCAAUUGUAUAUGAGUUUCUGUCUGAUCUUGUCAUGGAUUAUCCGCCUUAUAUCAGUAAGAUGAUAAAACAUGAUCACACAGUCAUUCGUAAAACCUUUGCUAUCAUAGUACGUUUAUUGGUAUCUUACGCUUGGAUACUUUUUGUCCAGUUUAUAUUUGAGACGUGUGUUCACCUCCAAUCGGCAUUCAUUGUUAUCAGUUCAAAUGUUUCAAGAGUCAACAAACGAAGUCCGUUGUCUAGUCACAAAAUUCAAACAUUUCGUCAAAUGUAUUCUCAAACUGGUGAGAUAAUUGCUAAUAUUGAUUCAUUUCUUGUUUUAACCGUGCUUGGUCUUUACAUUUACCUUGUGGCGACUUGUCAUUUCAAUCUUGUCAAGCUAUUCCACGGCGAGAAAACAUCUGAAUCCAUAAUGGGUCUCAUCUUUUUCGGGUCACAUACUGUUUACCUGAUAUUUAUGACCUUUCACUUUGUCCAUGUAAAUUUGCUGUCGGUAAAAUGUUAUGAAACAGUUUAUUCACUUUCCUUUGGUUACUAUUCACCUGAAAUAAUCAAUGAGAUUCGACUGUUUCUGGAAAGAAUCGGAAGACAUGAUGUUGGAUUUACAUUUGCGAAGAUCUUUGUAAUUUCUUCUAAUUUUGUCUCAUCCCUUGCAACUAUCUCACUGACCAUUGCAUUAGCAGCACCUAAUUUAUUGCAAUGAAAACCAUUAUUACUCUUUAAAUUUGCUGUAUUUCAUGGAUUCUCCAAA